This is a messenger RNA of Sphenostylis stenocarpa, 1518 nucleotides long. The record is from the annotation of a GenBank genome assembly. Lineage: Eukaryota; Viridiplantae; Streptophyta; Magnoliopsida; Fabales; Fabaceae.
AUGAAUUGCACCCUAUUGGAAACCAGGAAAACGUUGUCGUUCCUGCUUCGAAGUUGCACAGCACAUUCCGCUGCUUUGCAAUGCCACGCACAGAGCUUCGUUCAAGGUUUGCUUCCCAACACCGUUCUCCAAACUGACCUCCUGUUGGUGUACUCUAAACUGGGCCUUCUCCAUGAAGCUCGCAAAGUGUUCGAUAGAAUGCUCGACAGAAAGAACAUGUACCCUUGGAAUGUCAUGAUUGCCUCCUAUGCCCAGAAUUGCAUGUAUUCUGAUGCCUUGAUGGUUUUUCGCGAGUUCAAGUACUUUGGCUUUAGGCCUGAUCACUAUACCCUGCCUCCGUUGUUCAAGGCUUCUGUGGGAGUGGAUGAUGGUUGCAUUGGAAGUACGUGUCAUGGUUUGGUUAUAAGGCUUGGGUAUGAAGGAUAUGUUGUUGUGGCAAAUUCCGUGCUUGAGUUUUAUGUUAAGUAUGGGGCUGUACUUCAGGCUUGCUGUGUGUUUUCCAAUAUGUUAUGUAGGGAUACUGUGACGUGGAAUUUGAUGAUCUUGGGCUUGGGAAGGGCCGGUUUGUGUUCGGAUGCAAUGAGUUGUUUUAGGGAGAUGCUAAGCUUGGAUAGGAUGAUGAGGGUAGAUUUCAUGACUCUUCCUAGCGUUUUGAAUGCUUGUGGAAAGGAAGGAGACUUGUUGAAAGUGAGAGAAGUCCAUGGGUAUGUGGUGAGAAGUUUUGGUUUUGAUGUAGAUGCUGCCAUUGGGAAUGCGUUGAUUGAUGUGUAUGGCAAGUGCGGAUGCUUGAAAGAUUCGGAAAAGGUUUUUAGGACAAUGAGCCGCUUGAAUUUAGUCACGUGGACCACCGUGAUAUCUUGUUAUGGGGCACAUGGGAAGGGGGAGGAAUCUCUUUUGCUAUUUAAGAAGAUGGUAGAUGAAGGGUUUAGGCCAAACCCAGUCACACUCACGGCAAUCUUGGCCAGUUGUAGCCGCUCAGGUUUGAUAGAUCAAGGCAAGCAAAUUUUCAGCUCAAUUCGUUCGGACUAUGGAUUUGAGCCUUCUGUUGAGCAUUAUACUUGUAUGGUGGAUCUUCUGAGUCGCUGUGGGUAUCUUUUGGAAGCACUUCAAUUGUUAGAAAGCAUGAAAUCAUCAGAGACAGGAAGCAUGUGGGGUGCCCUUCUUGCUGGUUGUGUAAUGCAUAAAAAUGUUGAAGUUGGACAAAUUGCAGCUCAUCGGCUAUUCCAAUUAGAACCAAAUAAUGCUAGCAACUACGUAGCUUUGUGUGGUAUCUAUCAAUCUCUUGGUAUGGUUGAUAGAUUGUCAUCUAUUAGAGCAAAAAUGAGGGACUUAGGUUUGGUUAAAAUUCCUGCUUGUAGCUGGAUCAAUAGAGCUGGAAGGACCCAUAUUCGACCAAGGGGACCUGUCUCAUCCACUAGCUCAAAUGAUUUGCAAAAUACUAAUUAUUUGAAUCAUGAUUUGAGAGUAGAAAAUCUGCUACAUGAUGAUGAUACCUUGGCCAUGGGUUUGUACUUGUAA